Zophobas morio is the source of this 1192-nucleotide messenger RNA. Its product is annotated as chitotriosidase-1-like. The record is from RefSeq and is a predicted model, not a curated record. The transcript is spliced from 7 exons. Gene Ontology annotation, cellular component: extracellular region. Bases 11 to 1156 code for a protein of 381 amino acids. Gene Ontology annotation, biological process: chitin catabolic process; carbohydrate metabolic process. Lineage: Eukaryota; Metazoa; Arthropoda; Insecta; Coleoptera; Tenebrionidae. Gene Ontology annotation, molecular function: chitinase activity; chitin binding.
ACCCUCUACAAUGAAAGUGGUAACAAUUUUAGCCCUAUUGUCUGCUUUUAUAGCAGUAUCGUCUGCAGGCAACGUUGUCUGUUAUUUUACGAGCUGGACCAUCUACAGAGAGGGUGAUGGUACUUUUGCCGCCAAAGAUGUAGAUCCAACACUUUGCACACACAUUCUGUAUGCUUUCGUUGGGUUAGCAUGGGAUGCUACUGUGAAAAUUUUGGACGACUGGGAAAUCACUGGAUUAGAUGAACUUAACCACCUGAUAUCGCUUAAAGAACAAAAUCCAAACUUGAAGAUCAUACUUAGUAUGGGUGGUUGGAAUGAAGGCUCUUACCAGUACUCACAAGUUGCUGCAGAUCCUAGUCUUAGAGCCACGAUGAUCGACAGUGUCAUCAGUUUUUUGAAAGAAAAUGGGUUUGACGGAUUCGAUCUCGACUGGGAAUAUCCUGGACAGAGAGGUGGUGCUGACGACGAUCCACAAAAUUACAUUACCUGGUUGGGUGAACUGAAAGCCGCCUUGAACGCCGAAGGGUAUAUUCUUUCAGCUGCUGUUUCUGGGGGAGUGGGAUCAAUGGAUAUCUCAUACCCAGAUGGUAAAGCUAUCUCAGAUAACCUAGACAUGAUCAAUGUAAUGACUUAUGACUACCAUGGAGACUGGGAAAAGUGGGUGGGCCACAAUGCUCCUCUAUAUGCCUCACAUCUAGACGAAGGCGACAACGCAGUUCUCAACGUCGCCGCUGGUAUUCAACACUGGAUCGACAACGGGGCCGAUCCUAAAAAAAUUAAUAUUGGACUUGGUACUUAUGGUCGUACUUUUACCUUGGCCAACGCAUCCAAUACUGAAUUGUAUGCACCGGUUUAUGGUACUGGCGAACAAGGACCCUACACUCAAGAAGCUGGUAUGUUGGGGUACAAUGAGAUUUGUGCGUUAUACAGCGACUGGGAAGAAACUUGGGACGAUGAGCAAAAAGUGCCACAUAAAGUGAACGGUGAUCAGUGGGUUGGUUACGAUGAUGUCAAGUCAAUUCAACUGAAGAUUGAAUUUGCUAAUGAGAUGGGGUUGGGAGGUGCUAUGGUUUGGUCUCUGGAUACUGAUGACUUUUUGGGUAAAUGUGGAGAGAAGUAUCCUCUCAUGAAAGCCAUUAAUCAGAAUUUAAAAUAAAUGUUAAAAUAUUUCUUAAAUAAAUAAUUUUUUUGG